Messenger RNA from Thrips palmi, 1980 nucleotides. RefSeq lists its product as uncharacterized. The record is from RefSeq and is a predicted model, not a curated record. The coding region runs from base 680 to 1663 and encodes 327 amino acids. The transcript is spliced from 5 exons. Lineage: Eukaryota; Metazoa; Arthropoda; Insecta; Thysanoptera; Thripidae.
UCCUUUGGAAUCAAACACUCCCUCAAAAUUAAUGAACAGUAAUAUUUUUAAUGUAAAUUAAAUUGCACUUAUCAAGGUAUCAAGCCCCCUGCUGUGAAGCUCUUGCCUGAUGCACUGUGGCCUGGCAGCAUGGCAGCAUGGCAGGGGAAUCUGGAGUGAGGGAGGGAGGCCCCACCCUGGACUGGCAUCUCCCCUACCUAAUGACCAUGUCACAUACCAGGUUAUCUCUGGCUUUUGUCCCUCUCUGCUCUCUGGCUAUCUUGCUUCACCUUUUUUCUCUCUCUUCCAAAAGCUUUAGCUUUUCUUAUCACUAAGAGGGUGCCUCUUUAAAUUUUGUGAGUCUCUAAGUUUUGUUGUGUUAGUGGAUAUCAAACUGCAUAUUUUGCAAUGCUUUUUGUGUUCAAAUAUUUCAAGUAGAGGCAUUAAAAAAAAGAAGGAAUGUUUUUGUUGAUUUGGGAAAUUUAUUACAAUACAUAAAACUAUCUGAACAAGCUAAGCAGUGGUGUUCAAACAAAAAUGGCCUUUAAAAAAUGCACUCGGUCAUGGCCCGCAAAUGACUGAUGCCAUUACACUCACCCACUGACAGUAUAAGGCACCAUUAGCUGUUGUCACCAAAGCUGAUAUAUAGAGCAAAGUGCAGGGGGCCAAGUCCCCAGUGCAGGCCUGGCCACCAGCCACCAUGCUGCUCCUACUGGUGCUGGCUGUGAGUGCACUAGCUGCACCCCCAGCUAACUCUCCACGGUCACCAAACCCUGCAAGAUGUGCCCACCGUAAAAUUCAUGAGACCUUUAAUGGGCAUGGAUACAUGUUCACUUGGGAGGAACCAAAAACUGUGGGCCUUCAGCUUGGCUGGGCUGAAGCUCGUGAAUUCUGUCGUGCACGAUGCAUGGAUCUUGUGAGUUUGGAGACUCAAGAUGAAAAUGAUUUUAUUAAAGAACGGAUAGCCAAAGGAGGUCAAAGUUACAUUUGGACUAGUGGUCGCAAGUGUAACUUUAAGGGAUGUGAAAGACCAGAUUUACAACCAGUCAGUGUGUAUGGGUGGUUCUGGACAGGAUCCUUGGUCAGAAUGCCUGCAACAACGGAUCGAUUGGACAGUGACUGGAGUGACACUGGGGGUUUUGGAAGGCCACAGCCUGAUGACAGAGAACAUUACCAAGGUGGUCCAGAGGAAGAGUGCCUUGCAAUUUUGAACAACCUGUAUGAUGAUGGAGCUCACUGGCAUGAUGUGGCUUGUAAACAUCGUAUGCCAUUUAUCUGUGAAGACAGUGAUGAGCUCCUACAAGUCCUGCAGCGCUCCAUUGCAAAUAGUUCCUACUUUGAUCAACUUGCUGUUGAAAAGUUAGCUGUGUUUGAUGAUCAGACUCAAAAGCUCAUCCCACCGUUUCCCACUGACAUGCAUCAAACGGAGGAAUCUGGGCUAAGAUCAGCUCAAGGCUCCUUGGUUCCUGCCAGUAGCGACGCUGUGGCCAAUGCAAUGCCAUCUUUGAUGGAAGAAAAUGUCUCUGGUGCUUAUGCACCUUUUGCACCUGUGGUGCCAGCUACUCAACACACCGUCAUGAUGGUUGCUCAGAUGCCAGCAAUUCCCAUUGUUUCCCAAGAUGGCAAGGAGGAUCUAAUUGAUGAUGAAAAGUUGAGGUUUGUGGACAGGGCUAAAUCAAAAUGAACAAACCAGAAGAUUUUAGAGGCCCUUUUGAGACAAUGUAACAAAGCAAUUGACAUAAACCUGUAAUUUAAUCCGGUGCUCUUGGUCCCUGAUUUAACUUUUUCUUUUCUUUCUUAAAAUAAAUAAAUAAACUUGCUACAAACUGGUUGCUUUGUUGAAGUGAAAGAAAGAUAUAACCAUAAAACUAAUAUUUUCAGUAUAAAUUAAUUUUAUUUAUUAACAUUUUUACAUAUGAAAAUAGCUUAUCCUUAAUUAAAUAUCACUGCUUAAGCAAAUUCAUGACUGACAGUGUAAUUGACCAUUUGACCAAACAAUCA